AUGUCAGAUAGCGGCGAUCCUGCCCCGUCCACAGCCGAUGUACAUCAUGAUAACAAUCACCGCCCAACCGGACUUUUUCCCGGCUCAAAGGAGCAGGACUUCAUCGAGCCGCUCUCGCGGCGACCGAGUUUCAUGGACAAUCUGGCGGACUCUCGGGAGUCCCAGUUCCAGGUGCAGGAGAGAAGCGAGCUAGAGCGGUAUUUUCAUGGGCCCCGCAAUAUGAACCAACAUUCGAAGUGGCCGAUGGUCAUGCGAAUCCAAGGGAGUGUUAUGCCCCAAAUGAUCCUGCCGUUGUUACUCGUGGGCGGCUGGGCGACGCUCAUUACCUGCAUUUCUCACUUUCAACACGAUCUCGGGAUCAACAAUAUCCUCCUUACGGUGCUGGGGUUCGUGGUGGGGUUAUCAUUGUCGUUCCGUGGUUCGACUGCGUACGAAAGGAAAAUAAGAUGGGCCGAUGGACGCAAGUACUGGGCUGGCCUCAUUCAAACCUCGCGUAACCUGGCCCGCAUCAUCUGGGUGCAUAUCGACGAACGCGAGGACGAGGAACAGAGCAAGGUGGAUCUGCUGAGAAAGCUAUCCGCCAUGAAUUUGAUCCUCGCGUUUGCUGUCGCUCUAAAACACAAGCUCCGCUUUGAGCCCGACGUCGCCUACGAGGACUUAGCAGGGCUCAUCGGCCAUUUAGAUACUUUUGCCCUCGACGCGCACGAUCCCAACGUCGUCUCUCCCAACUCCAAAACUCCAUGGAAAUCUGCAGGAGAGUAUCUGGGGUUUUCCUUCGCCAAGUCCAACCCACGGAAGUUGAUUAAGCGGUCCAAGAAGCCGCUCGGCAAUCUCCCAUUCGAGAUCCUGGUCCACUUGUCCGCCUAUGUCGAUGCGUGUGUGAAGAACGGCACGCUCGGUCCAGCUCAGUACCAGGGCCAAACGAUGACGAUGAUAUCUGCGCUCAACGAGAUCUUAACCGGGACGGAGCGCGUCCUCGACACUCCUCUACCCGCCGCGUAUAGCAUCGCUAUCGCUCAGAUUUCCUGGGUCUACGUUAUGCUGCUUCCCUUUCAGCUGUAUAAAUUCUUGCACUGGACUACGAUCCCUGCUUCGAUGGUGGCCGCGUAUAUCAUUAUCGGCUUACUGUUCAUUGGCAGCGAGAUCGAGAAUCCAUUUGGCGAGGACGUCAAUGAUCUCCCCCUCACCACAUACUGUCGUCAGAUAGCGAAGGAGCUGGAUGUAAUCACCGCCACUCCGCCGCCCAAGGUGGAGGUUUUCAUGGCGCGCCCAGAGAACUUGGUUCUAUUUCCGCUCAGCCAGGACGGCUAUCUCGCUUGGAAGGGCCGGAGUAAGAAGGAUAUCCGUGCCGCGCUUCGCGCCAAAUUUGUUACGAGUCCAAGCGACGUGGGAGAGUCGAAGAGCUCCACGAGGAUAGGAAGUUUCUCCACAUGGCGGACCACAGAAUCGGUUGAAGUUUGA
This is a messenger RNA of Penicillium canariense, 1461 nucleotides long. Its product is annotated as bestrophin family protein. Lineage: Eukaryota; Fungi; Ascomycota; Eurotiomycetes; Eurotiales; Aspergillaceae. The transcript is spliced from 7 exons. Bases 1 to 1461 code for a protein of 486 amino acids. Gene Ontology annotation, molecular function: chloride channel activity. The record is from RefSeq and is a predicted model, not a curated record.